AUGCAGACCGGCGGGCACACUGGUUACUGCAAGUUUGCACCACAGCCUCCCCAACGUUGCCCCGAGUGUGGGGGCGUCCGUUUCGACUUCGACGCAAGUGCUGGUGCCUCUUUCUGCUUGACUUGCGGAUGCGUCACCGAGGAAAACACUAUCGUUGCGGAGGUGACAUUCGGUGAGACGAGCGGAGGUGCAGCGAUUGUGCAAGGAAGUCAUGUUGCUGCUGGUGCUACCCGAGCAAAGAUCAAUGCGCCUUGGGGCAGACAGGGUAACUUUGAAUCUAUGGAGCAGGCGAAGCAUAAAGCUCGCCAGAUCCUCCAAGGGCUGAAACGCCACCUCGGUAUUACAGAGACCGUUAUCGGCUACGCCGAGCGAUGGUGGAUUCUCGCGUAUGAGAUGGGGUUUACGAAGGGUCGGAGGAGUUUGUUGGUUAUUGGCGCAUGCUGCUACAUUGCGGUCAGGCAGCAUCAGAGGCCGAUCAUGCUCAUCGACCUAUCCGAUCUGCUCCAAGCAAAUGUUUUUGAUCUCGGGAAUGUCUACCUGCAGCUCGUCCAACUCCUUCCCGUGAAGAAUCUCGACUUGGUCGAUCCCGAAUUCUACAUCGAACGGUUCAGCAAGCUGCUGGAGUUCGGCGAAGACCGUGAGAAGAUCCGGGACGACGCAGUGCGUAUCGUGCACCGGUUCAAGCGGGACUGGCUGUACACUGGUCGCCGGCCAUCCGGUAUUUGCGGUGCGGCGUUGCUUCUGGCCGCGAGGAUGAACAACUACCGGAGAAGCGUGCUGGAGAUCGUGCAGGUUGUCAAGAUUGCGGAUACGACCCUGAAGAAGCGGCUGGUCGAGUUUGGAAAGACACCUAGCGCGAGCUUUUCCUUGGAUGAGUUCAGGCACAAGUGGUUGGACGUCGAGCAGAACCCGCCGAGCUUCACCAAAGGGCAGGAGAAGGAGGAAAGGGCACAGGCAAAGCUGCUUAAGCAGAGCUCGGGGAAGGAAAAUAAAAGGAAGGGGAAGAAACGGAAGCGUGGAGAGGAAGAGGAAGACGAGAGCGUUGCCGACUCCUCGGUCGCAGGAACACCUGGUCCUUCUACACCGGAGCCGUCCCCCAAGCGCCCCCGACUUGAGAAUGGACAGUCAUCUGUUAUUGCGCCAUCCGGCGUGAUUUCCAAGCGAAAGCGCGGAGAUAAGACAGAUGGAGCAGACGGUGAUGGCUCGGUCGUGGGAUUGUCGGCACCGCCAAGUCCCGCGACGAAACGACCUCGAUUAGAAGAUGAUUUAUCCGUUGUACCCUCUGUCCCAACUCUUCCUCCCCCAUCAGGGAUGCCGGACAUGAGCUUCAAGCGCCUUAUCGACGAGAUGGCAAGCAUGGGGGUGCCGCCUACGGAAACUGCAGCGGACGAACCGCUAUUCCUCCCCGAUGAGCCAACCCAAGUGGCCAGCAGCGGUCCACUUGUCCCGACGGCCAACGACGCAGAGGAGACUGAUCGGCUCAUUGAGCAGCUCAUCUCUUCGGAAGUGACGCUCCCUCUGACUGCAGAAAGGAGCGUGAUUGAGGAGUCUCUCGCCAUCGCUGACCAACUAGAUGAGAAACGUUUGCAGAUCAUGCGCGCUUCUGCACCUGCUUGGGAAGAUGGGGAGGAGGAGAUCGAUCUUGAUGAAGCAGAGCUCGAUGACUACAUCCUCACCGAUGCCGAGGUGGAAGCCAAAGAGCGCGUUUGGGUGGAGCUCAAUCGGCAAUAUCUGGAGAAAUGUGCAGCCAGAGAGGCGGUUGCCCAAGGCGAGGAGGAGCCUGCACCCAAAAAGCGAAAGCACUCGAACAAACGUACUGGGCCGCGUGACUCGAGCAACCCGCGCGGUGCCACACCUGCGGAGAGCGCCAUGGCUCUUAUCACUGGCACUUAUCGCAAGAAGGGAGAGCCGCAGGUGCGGAGCAAGCGUAUCAACUACGAUGCGCUAGAACAGCUUUUCAAUCGACCGCUCAAGCUAGGCGUGACAUCUCCAACCCAGAGCAAGGCUGGGCUUCGUUCUGCUGCGGAAGAGAAGCGCGCCGCCGCCGGUGGGGAAGAAGGCGCCGAGGAAGAAGAGGAGGAGGAGGAGAUGGAGGUCGUCGAGGAGGACGGACCGAUCCCGGGCUACAGAACGCUCCAGAGAUUCCAGGGCGGAGAACAAUACGACGAUGGGUACGAGGAAGUGUACGAUGAGAGUGGUUGGCAGGAAGAGGUAUAA
Dacryopinax primogenitus is the source of this 2217-nucleotide messenger RNA. RefSeq lists its product as uncharacterized. The coding region runs from base 1 to 2217 and encodes 738 amino acids. Gene Ontology annotation, biological process: transcription preinitiation complex assembly; DNA-templated transcription initiation; transcription by RNA polymerase III. Gene Ontology annotation, cellular component: transcription preinitiation complex; nucleus; transcription factor TFIIIB complex. The record is from RefSeq and is a predicted model, not a curated record. The transcript is spliced from 8 exons. Gene Ontology annotation, molecular function: TBP-class protein binding; RNA polymerase III type 3 promoter sequence-specific DNA binding; RNA polymerase III general transcription initiation factor activity. Lineage: Eukaryota; Fungi; Basidiomycota; Dacrymycetes; Dacrymycetales; Dacrymycetaceae.